This is a messenger RNA of Myripristis murdjan (pinecone soldierfish), 9601 nucleotides long. RefSeq names its product alsin-like. Gene Ontology annotation, molecular function: guanyl-nucleotide exchange factor activity; small GTPase binding. The record is from RefSeq and is a predicted model, not a curated record. Gene Ontology annotation, cellular component: intracellular membrane-bounded organelle; dendrite; cytoplasm. NCBI's taxonomy places the organism in Eukaryota, Metazoa, Chordata, Actinopteri, Holocentriformes, Holocentridae. Bases 455 to 5359 code for a protein of 1634 amino acids. The transcript is spliced from 42 exons. Gene Ontology annotation, biological process: endosomal transport; regulation of GTPase activity.
UCAGCGGCUCCUCCUGCCGCACUCCGCCGCUCUGAUUGCAGCUGUUUCCGGCCUCAGACAGCGGAGGAGUCGGUGUGUGUCCACCGGGACGGAGGCCGACUUUCAUCCACACCUGACUUAAACUUCCGGCCGCGCAAAUUUCCUUCAGUUUCUUCUUGAAUUCAAAGCAGCAAAGUUGGAAUGGCAACUACAGCAGCCAGGAUUUUACUCUGCUCAGGGAUCAAUAGAUCGACUGUGGAUGUUGUUUAUUGAUCCCAAAUUGAGAACAACAGCAUGAGGCCAGAUGAACCGAAGAGGUGAUAAAACAAGAAGAGGAUCCACUUGCUUCUGACAGAUUGACCCAUUUUCCUCAGUGGACACAUGAUGCUCACCAUGGAAUAAAAACAACAGCAAUAAUAACAAUAAAUAAUAGAAAGAUGCCUUCACUGUCCUGUGACAUGGAGAAGCUGAAGUGAUGGAGGACAGAGAGAGCCCUGUGGACGAGCAGGGCCCCUCCCCUGCGGACCGAGGUCUGCUCCACCUCUGGCCGCCAGGGGGCGCCACCGAGCAGCCGGGCCUGGAGCGAGUGCUGCUGUCCCGGCCGGUGGUCCAGGUCGCUCUGGGAGAGUACCACGGCCUGCUGCUCACACUGGGAGGGCUGGUGUAUUCGUUCGGCGAGCUGUCGUGGAGGCAGGGCCUGAGCGUCCCGGCGGCGUCGCCCCUGCUGGAGAUCUCCCUGACGGGCAGGACGGUGGUGCGCGUCGCCGCCGGCGGCUUCCACUGCGGAGCGCUGAGCGAGCAGGGCGGCCUGUACAUGUGGGGCGAGAACGGAGCGGGACAGUGCGGCGUCACUGAGAGGGGAGGAGCCAACAGCAGAUCAGGCGGGGCGGCCGGCGGCCCGGUGCUGGUGGCCGAGCCGUGUCUGGUCAGCGUGCUGGACGGCGAGGCGGUUCCCCCGGUGGCGGUGCGGCUGGUGGAUCUGGCCUGCGGCAGGGAGCACAGCCUGGCUUUGUCGGCCCAGAACGAGGUGUGGGCCUGGGGCAGCGGCUGCCAGCUGGGCCUGGUCACCUCCACCUUCCCUGUGUGGAGGCCCAAGAAGGUGGAGCACUUGGCAGGCAGACAUGUGAUCCAGGUGGCGUGCGGCGGCUACCACAGCCUGGCGCUGGUUCGCUCUUUGCCUCCUCACAGCUACGAUACCCAGAAUCCCUCUGAGCAGAGUGGGCGGGGCAAGUCCCCCCUCCGCUUGGCUCCGGAGAGGGAGGAGCUUGACUCUGUUGACGACGCCCACUACUGCCCGCUGGGGGUGGAGCUAACCGAGGUCACACCUGGGAAGGUGUGUCCGAGGAGGCGCAGCCACGGCCGGAGGCUCCUGCCGGGGGGGAAGUCGGCCAGCAGCAGCCCGGGCUCCAGAGCCGGCUCGUCUCCAUCUCCUGACACUUUACACAGGAAUCCACCAAUCAGGGCCCAGCCUGAGUCUGACGGACAGGUGGAUUCUCAGACAGACGGCAGCUCUAAGCCCCUCCCACAGGCCGGCUGCAGGGCCAAUAAGAAUUCGGCGUUCCCUGACGAGGUGGAGCUUCAGGACUUCCUGCAGAGGCUCUCUGUCCGCUCAUUGGAGGAUCCGGAUGUCAGUCAGGGAGAGACGAGCUCGCUGGCCAGUCACGCGUCAGACGACAGCUGUCUGUCCUCGCUGCCUGAACGCUGCCUGGACCCGUUCGGCUCCAGUUACGAAGACGACUCGCCGGUCAGGAGACCAGCCAGCCGCGCCCCCCCACUCGGCGUGGAGGAGGUGCAGCUGUGUGUGCAGGAGGCGCUGCAGGCGAGGAAGAGCUCCAGCCUCACCGACAUCAACCAGAAGGAGGCGGCGGCGGCCAGCAGGAGGCGCUCUCUGCCGGGGAGCCCGAGCCACGGCUCCCCGGGGCGGCGGCGUCCUGCAGGUCGCGGGACGUCCUGCGGCAGCCGGGCGGCUGACGAGGCUGCAGACGAGCUGCCCAGCCUGCGGACGGAGGUGUGGAGCUGGGGCCGAGGAACCGAGGGACAGCUGGGCCACGGAGACCAGCUGGCCAGACUCCAGCCUCUGUGUAUUAAGAGUCUGUCAGGAGAGGAGGUGAUAAAAGUCGCUGCAGGCUGCCAUCACUCUCUGGCUCUGACCGCCCAGUGCCAGGUGUAUUCGUGGGGCAGCAACAUGUGCGGGCAGCUCGGUCACGUCAGCAGUCCUGUAACUGUUCCCCAGCUGACCAAGCUGUCUGAGGGGCUGCGGGUGUGGGACGUGUCGGCCGGACUCAGUCACUCCCUCCUAUUGGCCGACGGAGACUGCGUUCAGCCAAUCAUCUUCUACUGCGGUCAGCAGCGGCAGCAGGAGGCGGAGCCUGCGGGAGGUCAGAGGUCGUGGCAGAGGUCGCCGAACCGAGCGGAGGCGUACACGGUCAGACCGACGCUGCUGCCGUUCUGCAUGGAGAUGGGGUACGUCAGCAGUGUGUGCGGUGGUGGUCAGAGCUGUGCGGCUUUAGCGGACCAGAACGUGAUGGGCUUCGUGGCGGCGCUGCACGAGCUGGCGUCCAGCGAGCGGCAGCAGUUCUGCUGGCUGAGCGCCGUCAGGAGGAGCGUCCUGCAGCCGGCGCUCAGCCGAGACAGUGUGUGUGCGUCCCUCGGCCAGCCAUGCGCUCGUCUCUUGUCCUCUCUGUCGGAGAGCUUCGUCCGGCUCUGCGUCCUGAUUGGUCGACACUCCGUCUCUCUCAGCAGCUUCCUGUGGGACGCUCGGCGCCGUGAUGUCACUUCCCUUCCUCUGCUGACGCACGCCGACCUCUUCCUGGACGCCUACAGGCAGUAUUGCUCCUCGGUGGGAAACCUCCAGGUGAUGGGCGGCAUCGAGUGCCUCCAGAAACUCGGCCUGCAGGCGGUGGGCGUGCAGCAGGCGUCUCUCUCUCAGCUGCUUGGUGACUCAGACGGCGUUGUUGCUGAUGUUGAUCUGGUUCAGUUGUUUUAUCGUCCGCUGCAGCAGCUUCAUCAGUACAGCCGCCUGCUGCUCAAACUGGCAACCUGCUACGACGUGUCCACAGCAGAGUACCUGUCUCUCCAUCAUGGCUUCUCUCAGUACGAGUCCCUGUCUGUCUCUCUGUGGAGGAGGAAGAAGGAGGCAGAGACCACCUUCCUCUUCUGGAAGACUCACUCGGGGAAAACCACCGAGGUCCUGCGGCUGCCCGAGCGGCGUGUUGUGUGUGAGAGCAGCGACAGAUCUCUGACGCUGCAGAACGCCGGACGCUUCUCCAACCACUGGUUCAUCCUGUUCAACGACGCUCUGGUGCACACACAGUUCUCCUCUCACCACGUUUAUCCUCUGAGCUGUCUGUGGGUCAAGCCUGUCACCGAGAACAGCAGCGGACUCUACGCCAUCAAGGUGACGUGUCCGGAGGAGAGUUUCACCCUGGUGGCCUCAACGCCGCAGGAGAAGAACAAGUGGCUUCGCUCUCUGAACCAGGCGGUGGAUCAGUCGCUGGGCGGCGCAGGUCAGGGGUCGUCGCCGGGGGCAACAGCGGUGACUCGCACGGCCUCCUACACCUUCACCGCAGAGGGACGAUUCAAAGACGCCCAGUACACCGGAGGAUGGCUGGCAGGACGGGUUCACGGAAGGGGGACCAUGAAGUGGCCAGAUGGGCGGAGCUACAGCGGGAACUUUAAGAACGGCCUGGAGGAUGGGUACGCUGAGUGUGUGAUGCCCAACAAGCUGCUGAGCAAAUCCGACUGCUACCAGGGCCAGUGGAGAGACGGCAAGAUCCACGGCUUCGGCACGUUCAGGUAUGCCAGCGGCGAGGUGUAUGAAGGUUGUUUCCAUGACGGCCAGCGUCACGGUUACGGCAUGCUGAGCUCCGGCCGGCUCACCAGGACGUCCUCCAGCGUUUUCAUUGGCCAGUGGGUCCACGACAGGAAGACGGGAUACGGCGUCUACGAUGACAUCACAAGAGGAGAGAAGUACAUGGGUCUGUGGCAGGACGACCAGCGGCAGGGGAACGCCGUGGUCGUCACGCAGUUCGGUCUCUACUACGAGGGAACCUUCAGAGACAACAGGAUGACUGGUCCCGGUCUGCUGCUGGCCGACGACGACACAGUUUUCCACGGAGAGUUUUGUGAAGACUGGAGCGUCAGCGGGAAGGGGGUCCUGUCCCUGGUGAACGGUGACUGGCUGGAGGGUGUGUUCACAGGAGAGUGGGCUGCAGGGCUGAAGGUGGUGGGGAUCUUCACCAAAGCUGCUCCCUGUGAGCCGGAGAGCCGAGAGCGGCCCGCCGUGCCUGGUCCGGGGCGGUACGUGGUUCCUGCGGCUCAGCGGUGGCUCUGUGUGUUCGACGAGUGUUGGACUCGACUUGGCUGCGACGCCGCCGGCAGAGGAGACAGGAGCACCGCCUGGGACAACAUCGCUGUUACCAUAACAACCGCACGACGACACAGUCCAAACCUCAGCAGGUCACAGAGCAAGUUGCUGGAGUCUCUGGAGUUGAUUCCUCAGCAGCAGCAGCCGCUCUCCACUGCAAACUACGAGAGCGUACGACGAUACCUCACCAAGGCCUGUGAGACCCCCCUGCACCCUCUGGGCUGGCUGCUGGAGACCCUGGUGACGGCCUACAGGAUGACCUACGUGGGCGUCGGCUCCAACCGGCGGCUGCUGCGCCAGGCGGUGCAGGAGAUCCAGGCCGCCCUCACACACCUGUGCAGCAUCGUCAGGUUUCUGUUUCCAGGGUUACCAGAGGAGGGCGGAGUCAUCCCGGACCACCCCGCCUCCCCACCUGCAGACACCUGUGACCCUGAACAGGGGUAUCUGGUGUUCAGCUGCUCCUCUCUGCUCCUCCCGCUGCUCCUCCCUCGGCUCUACCCUCCUCUCUUCACGCUGUACUGCCUGCAGGAGGAGCAGAAGGAGGCCGACUACUGGCAGCGCGUCCUGCGCCUCAACAGGCAGCCCGACCAAUCACUGCUCAGCUUCCUGGGCGUGCACGAGAAGUUCUGGCCGCUGUCCAUGUCGCUGCUGGGAGAGAAGAAACAGAUCGGCUCCAGCAGCAGAGACGCCUGCUUCGCCUCUGCGGUGGAGACGCUGCAGCAGAUCAGCACCGCCUUCACGCCGGCCGACAAGCUGCUGCUGAUCCAGAGGACGUUCGAGGAGCUGACGCAGGAAGUGAAACCUCUGCUGGACAGCCACUUCCUGUGGUGCAUGGACGACCUCUUCCCUCUCUUCCUCUACGUGGUGCUCAGGGCACGGAUCAGGAACCUCGGGGCUGAAGUGAGUCUGAUUGAAGAUCUGAUGGAUCCAAAUAUUCAACACGGGGAGCUGGGGCUGAUGCUGACCACACUGAAGGCCUGCUACUUCCAGAUCCAGCAGGAGUCGAGCACAUAGCCGCAGACAGGAAGUGGCCGCGCACCAAACAGGAAGUGGAAGCAGCAGCAGUCCGACCCCCAGCCUCCUGCUGGCGGCUGCUGGGAAGCUGCCCCAGGGGCUGCUGGGAGUUGUAGUCCUGAAGGCAUAAGGUUCUCACUGAGGAAGAGGAGGAGGAGUCAGGCCUUCGUCCUGCACCUGAAGGCCGACGCCUCAUUUACAGCUCACAUCCUGUUACAUUCAACUGGGAGUCCAUUCAUUUCUAUGGGAGAUGACACAGCGCCCCCUGCUGGCAGAUGAGUGACAAUGAGAGUUUCUCCAUUUGGCCUUGAUUCCUUUCACUUAUAACUGGAUAUGUGAUCUUUGAUUUACACUGAAAUAUCCUGCAGAACAUAUAUUCCACUUUAAACUCUGUCAAAAAUGUCAAUUUGUCAAAAUGUGGAACACCAAAAGUGGAAAAUAGUGUUCCCAAAAAGGCAAAAAAAAAUCUAAAUUAUAAAGACAUUUGAGAAGGAAGCCACUGUAAAAUGCAAAAACAGACAGCUGUUUAAUUACACACAGACAUUUACAGGCUUUCAGACGCAGAAGCCUGUUGGUCUGUUUGUGUGUUGAGCCUCUGAAAGCCUGUAAAUGCUGCACGAGGUGUGUGUUUUAAGGCUGUAAUAAAUAAACAAACUUCAACAAAAAAAUAAGUUUGCAGUAUGCAGAUCAAAUAGUUUUAUACUUUGUCAAACUGUUAAGACAGUUUGCAGAUGAUAACAUUUUCUAUAUGAUAGAUCGUUUUUGUUUUAAAUGAAUAAUAAUAACCUCCCUCUGAAGUACUGUUUAAAUGUUUUCGAAUGUGUGAAAUGAACUGAGUGAUUAGUUUUCCCGGUCAAAAAAAAAUGCCAUGCGGCGUUGUGACCAGCAGGGGGCGACGACACACACAGACAGCGACGGAUUGACGCGACGCGACACAAAACGAAGCAGAAAACGCACCGAGACUGACUUCACGACAGUUUGAGGAUUAUUUAUUGACGCCGUGACUCGACUGAGUGGUGUGUUUUUGGUUUACGGACAAUUCAAUGCCUCAUUUCAGGUGUUUUUUUUUUUUUUUUUUUUUUUUUUUCCACAGCGCUCAUUCAGAGCGGCAGGUCAGGCUUUUCCAGUUUUCAAAGGCUGUUUAUAUUAUCAGCAAUUUUGUCCUCAAUUUAUUUUACAAGGGCUUUCUUCCUGCAUGAAAGCCAGCUUUGUAUUUUUCAGUCAUGGUUCAUGGAAACCAGCUGGGAGUCCAGUACAGUUACUGAGGAAAAGUGAAUCUCACAGCCCUUUCUCUGUUUUCUCUGGUCAUGUCGCAGCGAUUUCAAAUAUAUUUUCCCUGUUCUCCUGCAGAGACCGUCUCUCCAGCGGUGAAAUGAUUAUAGAAAAACCGACUGAAACGUUUGGUUAACUGUACAACUUGAUCAGCUUGGGAUUCAGGGAUCAGUAAUAUUCAUGUUACCCACUUAAUGAUUACCUUAGAUGCUUUCUCUUAAUGAUUUCUCUUUGAUAAUUUGCUUGUUAGGGAGUAACAACAUGAGCAGCGCUCAGCAGACUCAGCACUUCCACGGUUAAUAAGCAAGUCAGUUCAGCGGGAAAAUGUCCCUGCAGGUUUUAUUUAUCACACAAUAUUUAUGUAAAUGGUGAUUUUUUUUUUUCAGUUUGAACAUGUUUUAAAGGGAAUCUGGGGUCCGAGAUGCAAAUCUGAAUUAAUUAUUUAAUGAUAUUUUAAAGGGAUGGUAAACUAAUGUACAUAGUUUCUCAUUAACUUUUUUUUUAUUGUCAUCACUGGGAUAAUCAGUACAGUACAGUUCAGUUUUUAUUCCUCCUGCCUCCGUUUGACUGACACGAACCUUUAGCUGAAUAGAAAUCCAACAUUAUAUUUGACAAAAAAACAGAUUUGGCCUGGCAGUCAGAACAAGGCCAUCUUGUUGCAUGAUGAGGAUAGAACUCAAGAGGAUCACUUAAUAAGGAAAUCCAUAGUUUUAGCUGCGUUUACCAUCCCUUUAAAACUGACUGGACACACUUCAAAGGGAAGAAUUCACAGCCGUGAGAUGCAGAGCUGCAUCAUAAAGGGAUAUUGAGAAGCACUGGAAAGAUGUAAAAAUCAAGUAUUAUCAAAAUAUUUCUUGGGAGGCAUCAUUGAAACUUGAGAAGCAGUAACAAAUACCUGCAGUGCUGCUCUAUAUUGAAACUGCAGACAGUAUACAGUAUAUAUACAUAUAUGUAUAUAUAGAUAUAAUGCUAAUGAAAACUCUACACUGUCACUCCAGAUGAGGGGAGGGUCCUCACGCUGUAGCGAGUCUGAUAGACACGAAUAGAAUGAAAUAAAGUAGUUCCUAAGAAACUCGGAUCCAAACUGAGUCGCGAUCCUGCAGUAAAAACCUCAGGAUCACCUGCUGCUCCACCGACCAGGGAUUUCACCACACACACCCAGAAUCAUGUAACCACAUGAUGCGCUGUGUGUGUGUGUGUGUGUGUGUAUUUACAGUACAGAGUGUACUGUACAACCACGUUACUGACUGGUGAUGUAACGGCCUGUAAGCUCGCUGUGGCGGCCACAGGGAUAAAACAGGCAGCCGGCGGUCAGACUGCAACUCAGCACACAGAGCCGGGCUUCCCACCUACACCAACCUUACAAAACUACAACAACAACAACAACAACAAACAUCUUGGUGCACCUCGAUGGAAACCUCACAUCCUCACAUCAGACACCGAGAAACUCUGACAGCAAAGGAGUCAAGUGUUGUUUAACUCUUUACACUCCAUAUCAAACCACAGUGGACCAAAUAACUGCUGCAUGUGAGAUGUUAAGUGCUGCAUGUGAGACGCUUCUCACCGUAUUAUGUUUAAGCUAGGAAAAAAAAAACACAGCAAAACAUGAAGUGGUGAGGUUCAGAGGCAGGACUGCAUGACGUCAUGAUGGCGAGUCUGAUUUGUUUGGAUAUCAUUUUACCAGCAGUGAGGAUUCAGGAGGUUUUGGCAAAUACUGCAUAGAAGACACGACGUGGUAUUGAGACGAUUACAUGUUACAGGAAGAAAAACACUUUCUGGAGCUGACCCUGACAGGGAGUCGAGACCAAGGUUAUUAUUGUUUUGCAAUUUUCUUUAGUUUUUAUUUCGUUUUGACUUUAUGUUUUCAACUUCAGUUUAUUUCUGAUUAUUUUUUUAAAGUAGGUUUGCUUGUUUUUAUUUUUAUUUAUUGAUUUUUUAAAAAAAUGCUUAUUUUUUGUUUAGUUUUUAAUAGUUUCAGUGUUUCUCCUUCGUGGUGCUGCAGGCCACAGGAUGUUAACCGUCUGCUGCGAAAACCUGCCACAGCUCAAAGACGUGGAAGAUCGAUUUCAUAUCAAGCCAAAAUGCUAGACUAACAUAUGAAAUAAACUGACAAAGACAAAAACUAAAGAUUUUCUCCAUAAUUUUGGUUUUAGUUUUAUAAAACCACAAUACAAAUUCAUUUAGUUAUUUUUUUAUUUUAAAUUUCAGUGAACAAAGAUGUUUUUCACACCUAGUUUUUGUUAGUCAGUAGUAACCUUGGUCUAAACCUCACUCUCCACUCAGCACGACGCCAGUUUGUUGUCCAGUUUUGUAGCUGAACAUCUGCAAAAUCAGCAUCGGUGUUUCAUGUGUUUCCUCGUCAUUCCCUCAUUGCUGAGCGGCUGUGUCUGGAGCUGUAAACACACAGUUAGCAGCCUUUAUUAUCAUUUAGAUUAACCCAAACCCAAAACCCCAAAAUCAGCUUCUGUUUGUACUCGACAGGUGGAGAUGUUGUUCAUGAAGCUCAGUCACAUGGUAGGAAAGGAGAGGAGGAGCAGAAAUCUGACCGGCUGCUGAGGUGGGCGGGGCUUCCAGGGUUCCUCUUCCGGUCGCUUUAUUUUUUUACACGGUGAAAAUUUUGGUUUCUGACUCUUGUUGAGCAAUCAUUUAAAAAUGUUAAACAGAGGAAGGAUGGAUCUGUUACUUUAUCUAUUUUUACAAAAUUUAUUCACUGUAUCACUGAGGUUUUCUGCUGUUGAGUUACUCUUUAAAACUCACUGCACAGCUCCUCAACAGAUCAAGACAUCCCGGCUAAAUCCAAAGACACGAGGCAGAGCGGUCGGGAAUGUGUUUUCCCGCUCAUCUGAUGCGUAGAAGGAACCGGAAGCUCCAAGUCACGUCAUCGGUCAGCCGGGAUGUUGACAUCCAUAUCUCAUUCUUCUUAAAAAAAAAAAAAAAAAAAAAAAUCAGGGAAUUUGAUCAUUUGUAGAG